Molecule: messenger RNA, 6155 nt
Organism: Silurus meridionalis
Lineage: Eukaryota; Metazoa; Chordata; Actinopteri; Siluriformes; Siluridae
Gene: rnf150a
Product: ring finger protein 150a
Exons: 7
Coding region: 320-1591 (423 amino acids)
Source: RefSeq, a predicted model, not a curated record
CCAGUUGUUGCCCUUACUGCAAUGGCGGCGGCGUUGACGUGUUAGUGUAGGUGAUUGCGCAUGCAUGGAUUUUGCAAUAUCUGGCAACAACUAUCUGUAGUCCAGUCACAACAAUAGUGCGGCGGCCGCGCGAGUCAGGGCUCUGUGUCUGGAUGUGUUGGAACCCUGUUUGGGGGUGAUACAGGCGAGAUCCGGGGAAGUUCCAAAAGAGAUCCAAGUGGAGAUCAGGAGAAGAACCUGGGUAGAUCUAGAGAAGAUCCAGUGGAGAUCCAGUGGAGGUCCAGAGGAGAUCCUGGGAAGCCUAAGCGCGACAGUAACCAUGCCCAUGUCAGUGAGUAAAGCGUGCCGGAGUCUUGCGCUCUCCACCUGGCUGCUGUCUUUCUGCUUCGUGCACUUGCUGUGUCUGGACUUUACCGUGGCCGAGAAGGAGGAGUGGUACACCGCGUUCGUGAACAUCAGCUACCAGGACCCGGCCACCUCCGAGCCGAAGACGGAGAAAUCAGAGAGCGGCCGCUAUGGUGAGCAAUCGCCCAAAAGAGAGGCCCGGGGCCCGGUGUUCAUCCCGCUGCCCGGUCACGACCGGCUGGCCUGCGACUCCAGCACCAGGUUCCCCUCACCGCAGGCUGCACACGGGCCCUGGAUCGCGCUCAUAGCCAAAGGCAACUGCACUUACCGAGAGAAAAUCCGCCACGCAGCCAGUCUCAACGCCUCCGCCGUGGUCAUCUAUAACGUGGGGUCGAGUAACCCCAAUGAGACAAUCACCAUGCCUCACCAAGGAACAGGAGACGUGGUGGCCAUCAUGAUCCCCGAGCCGAAAGGGCGAGAGAUUGUUGCCUUGCUGGAGAAGAACGUGAGCGUGAUCAUGCACAUCACCAUCGGCACUCGCAACCUGCAGAAGUACGUGAGCCGAACCUCGGUCGUGUUCGUCUCCAUCUCCUUCAUCGUGCUCAUGAUUAUCUCACUGGCGUGGCUCGUCUUCUACUACAUCCAGCGCUUCCGAUAUGCCAACGCACGCGAUCGCAACCAGAGGCGACUGGGAGAUGCUGCAAAGAAAGCCAUAAGCAAGCUCCAAGUGCGCACCAUCAAGAAAGGGGACAAGGAAACGGAGUCAGAGUUUGACAACUGCGCCGUGUGCAUUGAGGGCUACAAGGCCAACGAUGUCGUAAGGAUACUGCCGUGUCGACAUGUAUUUCAUAAGAACUGCGUGGACCCUUGGCUGCAGGACCACAGAACCUGUCCAAUGUGCAAGAUGAACAUCCUUAAAGCUCUUGGCAUCCCGGCGAACGCAGACUGCUCUGAUGACGUCCCUCCUGACUACGAGCUGUCUGUCGGCAGCCCUCCCACCAACCCUGGAACCGGGGGCAGCGACGUUACCGUGAGCGAGAGCUCUAUGGCCCUGGACCGCCUGCCACACCUUCACCACGAGCCCGAGUCUCUUUCACAGUUUGAAGUGGGACCUCGUAUCGCCAGCAGUGAGCACCAGCCUCCUCUGAGCAGUGAUUCGGACACGUCAUUCAUCCUGCCAGUAGAAAUCAGCCUGUCUGAUGUUGAGCUUUCUGCUGAAGCUGAACAAGAAGAGGCCAAAUCCUGAGUGCCUGAGUUGCACAGCCCUGGCUACAACCGAGGCACAGCUUUAGAGGGAGCUCCUAUGGAGCUAAAUAUGGACCAGGACCAGAAUGUAGGGAGGGGGAAAAAGAAGGAAAAAAGAACAAUAAGCAAUACUUUCUCCCCUAUGGCCUCAUUGAGUCACAAAAUAAGGUCUUUUUUUUUUUUUUUUCUCUCUCGCUCUCUCUGGUCACACCAGGUCGUUCUUGAUGUCUCUAUUUUAUCGGUUUGCAUUCGGGUGGAAAAAAAAAAGCACAUCGAGUUUCAAGAUACCAGAUUCGACAGUUUGGAAAUUCUGCCUUUUUAAAUCUUCUUGUGGGAUCACUGCCAAUAUACACAGAUAUAUAUAUAUCUAAUUUAUAUAUAUACAUAUAUACACAAAUGUGUAUAGCUGUGACCAGCCUGCUGCGUUUAAUGUCUGAAGCAGUCCGAGUGCAGUUCAUUCAACUUAAAAAAACAAAAAAAAAAACAAGGGAAACAUUGUGUCGUGUCUCAAGUGUUCUCUUGAGAAGUCACUAGUGCUCGCCUUUCUAGCGUCUUUUUCAAAUCUGCACCAAACAACGCUUUUGCCGUCCGAGUUUUGAGAAAUCCCCAAGCACAAUCCACAUCAGUCGUCUUUUUAUGAUGUGAGAGAGAAACAUCGAAUAUUCCAGAAAUCUCGUUUGUUUUUGUUUUUUUGUUUUAAUGUCGGGUUUGCCGGCCGAACAUACGAUUUACGAUCCGUCCACAUUCCGCAAAACAAAUGUGAACUUCGCCUGUAGGGGUCGUGUCUUCUGAAGUGCCACUCGAGCUCAUAAAGCUGAGUUCUCCCUGCGUUCAUCCUGUCAUGCCAUACAAACAAGGGCAGGUCUUUACUCGGCAUGAGGAUGAGCAGCGAUCACGUCGAAUGUUUCAUUCUUUCCUUUUUUUUUUCCUUUUUUUUUUCUAUAUAACGCCUAAGGAUUUCAGUACGAGCAUUACACCGAGUUGUCUAAUGCUUCAUUCCAAAGCAGCAGUAAGUCUCACUUCGUCCUCCCAGAGGUUCUGAUCAGAGCCAUCGGCCAAAUAUUGUAACCAAGUUCUAACUUUUUGAUAUGCGAGCGCUCCGAUUGAAAUGAUUGUCACGAGGCUUUUUUUUUUUUUUUUUUAAUUGCACAUUGCGAACAGGAGAGCAAAAGUCUACCGAACGACUUUUAUUUUAAUAUCAAAGUUUUAUUUUUCUAAAUAGAAAAAAAUAAAUAAUCAAAGAAACAAACAGGCCCUGUUUACACGAUAUAUAGGGGUUCGUGAAAUAGCGAAAUCAGUCUCCCGUUUUUUUUUUUUUUUCCUUCCCACUCACAUUUCAUUUUAUCAUCCAAAGAGUAAAGCGUUAUUUAUUACGUGUGUAUGUUUAUAAUUAAUUUGCUCUAAAUCUGUAUUCAUUUCCUUCUUUUUCUCCACAGUAGGCGUUUUAAUCGUCUUCAUUCCAGCAUUCACACCAACAAGCAUGCCAGUGUUUGUUGUUUUCAAGAAAUCAACAGUCCCCCCAAUGCACAUCAGUGUGUUUACUAACCCUGACCUAAUCGAACAGUUCAUAUCUCCCCCACCCCCCCCACCCCCCAAAAAACUUUCAAUAAAACCACUGAUACACAGUAUUGCCAAAAGUUUGCGGACACCUGGUCAUAAGUUUGGUGUGUGAUUUUUGAGCGUCACAUUCCAAUGUCGCGAUUAGCUUUUAUAAUUCGGUCCACUCUUCUGGGAAGAUCUUCCACUAGGUUUUAGAGUGUGCUUGUGGACAUUUGUGUACAUUGUGCUUAAAGGCAGGUACUGAUGUAGGUGAGGUGUGGAGGACUGGGGUGCAGUCAGUGUUCCAAUUCAUCCCAAAGGCGCUCAGUAGCGUUGCCGUCAGAGCUGUAUAGCAGGAGAUCUUCCAUUCCAACCUAUGUAAAGCAGAUCUUCAUGGAGCUGGCUUUGUGGACAGGGCCGUUGUCAUGUUGGAAUGUAUUUAGGUCUUCUAGUUCAAGUAGAGGGAAAAUUUCAUACUAGACAGUUUUGUGCUAUAAGAAGUACAUAUAACUGGAAAAGUCAGGUGUCCCAAUACUUUUGUCCGUAUAGUGUAUCUCUCAGCACAAAAGUUUUCUAAGGCAGUUUUCAGGUUAGACAGAGUAACUAGAGGAUGAUGUUAAAAGGAUCAUUCCAACCAAAAAAAAGCUUGUAUUGAGUUUAAUAUUCAGCCGUCACUCAAUAAGCACAAGGUAUUGUAAUAUGUUACAUGACACUCAUUUUGGAUUUGCCCUCCUUUUUAAAUAUCACUAUUUCUCUUUAAGUGUAGGAGCUUUUCCCUCCGUGUCUUUAAGUGUCCUAUUAUACGAUUGAGUUACUGUUACUAUGUUAGUAUGUUAAUGUUGGUGCUCGUUGUUGUAACCGAUCAUGGAAAAGAAGCUUUUUCGCCGACCCUCACACAGCUCUGUGAUCCGGAGUCCGGAGUUUGGAGUCUUAGAUCAGGUUAUGCAAUCACACACAGUUUCCAAACUGAUCACCAAAUCCUCUUUAGCCUGACACGAGGCUUCCCGUGGGUGCAGGUUCAGAAAAACAGCCCUUGUGAGCCAGUAAAGGGGUCAGUGUUGAAUGAAAUGCUAAAAGAUUGUAGCCUCUACCUGUGCAUGCUUUAUUUUGUGUGUUUGUUUCGUGUGUACUCCAUUUCCUGGCACACGCCGGUGCUCGAAUGUUGGUUCAAUUUCAAUCCUUAAUAGAAACUAUUUCAAUUUUUUCAAUAAUGAGAUUGCAAAAGUUACUGAUACACAGCAGGUGUCGUUCACUUGUUUUAUGAUAAUGGAGGAACAUAACGGAUCCCGGAGAUGGUACAACAGCACAUUUUCUUUUUUUUUUAUUAUGUGAUAAUACCCCUGAUUUUUCAAUCUGAGCCAAAAAAUGACUGCUACAUCCAAAUACACUACACAAUUUUACUUUCGCUGAACUUUCUCUCAAACAACAAAGGGUUAAAGGGUGCGUUAUACUUGUCACAUGUACUUUACAGCACAGUGAAAUUCUUUCUUUGCAUGUCCCAGCGAUGUUAAGAGGCUUGGGUCAGACAUGUUACAGCGUCCCUGGAGCACGGAGGGUUAAGGGCCAUGCUCAAGGGUCCCAAGAAUGGCAGCUUGGCGAUACCAAGGCUUGAACCCCUCACUUUCCGAUCAGUAACCCAGAGCCUUAACCCCAGAGCUACCACUUCCCCAGUAACAAGAUGUGAGAACUAUGAUGACUUUGUGACAUUUGUCUAUAGUUUGUACUGAAACUAAAGGAAAAUGUGGAGGAAGUAUUGGUGAGCUAUUUCGAUACCAUGCACGGUUUGUUUGCCCUUGAUAACAACGAUUUGACGGCAUGCUGUACAAUUUCUUCUAGAAAAAAGUGUGCUCGUAAUAUCCCCCUGCACUCUUACAUAACUAGACAUGACCAACUGGAUUCGGUGAUCUGUGCAUGAAAUCAUACAUCAUUCAUAUCCUUUUAGAUCCUCGCCAGACUGUUUUUCAUUGUUUUACAUGCAACUAGAUGUAGAAGCUUUUCACACUACUCAACCCAUGAACGAAAAAAAUCUUGAACGUGCUUGAAAAUAUUAGCACCCAGAUGAAAGGUCACUGUAAUGAACCCAUGACUGGUCUAUCAGGCUAGUGUGUACUGGUCUUAAAUAUUGAACGCACUCACCUCUGAAAACGCUCUAAAUUGUCCAGUAGCACAAAUCAGCCAAUGCAGAAUCUACCAUAGACCAAACGCUUUGAGAUUUUUAUGAUGUUUGAUGAUGUAAUUGUCUUGUUCGCAUUGCUCUCUUUCAGUUCGUUCCUUAAACACGUUUCAUGUGGAAAGUGUGUGAACAUGAUUUCAAAUCCAACCACCACCAUUAAGCUGCCACUGCUGGUUCCCUGAGCAAAGGCCCUCAACCCUCAACUGCAUAGUUGUAUGAAUGAAAUAAUCGUAAGAAGCUCUGGCUUAAGAGAGUCAACGUUGAUGCAGUAAACGUUCACGCGAUUGAUUUUACCGAUACAUUUUCAUUUUCAGAUUGAUAAAUUAGGCCCAAUUAGAGUGUAAGCAACAGUGUGUUGUUCUACCAUUGGUUCCUUUUCCUCACUUACACUACCAUGUCCUCUUCAUUUCUCCAUCAUCAUCAAUAUCAUCAUGGUUAAUCAUUUCAGUUCGCUUUGUGUGCACACCCUUUCACAAAAGCACUUUAUCUCCAUAAUGGAGAGACGCAAACAUCAAACACAAGUCGCCCCUGAUUGAAAACUCAGCAGGGUGAUCGCCCAUCCUGUAGCAGUUACUCUAGGGCUACCAGUUUGCGUUUAGCACACAUUUAGGAGAUUUUUUUUAAUCAAAAAUACAAUCAGUCAUAUGUUUAUUCUCCUUUCGAAUGACCAUGGGUUUUAAAGACAACGACUGUAAACUUAUAUACUGUAUUCAGUGGAGUUCAGCAGUAUUGCUAUUUUGUUAUAUACAGGACAAUGUAAAUAUAUUCAGCCGUCUCGGUAUACUGUUCUAGUACAAUGUUGCACGUGUUUGAGUCUUUGAUUGUGAGGUACAAUAAAUUUUACUGCAAUUUC